AAAUUCAGGAGCUUCUCGGUUCAUUCCCUACGACACUUAUUUGUAGUUUGUAGGUGGAUCAUUGGGAAAUAUAUGGAACAAUCCCGGGGAUAUAGCCCCAUACAAUUUUGGUAAAUCGGUCAAAGACCAGUUAUGACUAGAAGUAAGCGUAUCAAGAACAGAAGUUAAACAACAGGUGAGAGACAGACGCAGGCUUUGCCAUGGCACACAGGAUGUCUUCUUCUUCAGAAAGGGUUUGUUUUGCAGGGAAGUCCUAUAACAAAUGAUGGCACUCACAAAGUAAUAUGAACAAGAAAACGAAUUGUCAAAACAACUGCCAAACCAUGUAGGAGUAGAUCGUAUCUAAUGGCACAGAACUCCAGCUCAUCAAUGGGUAUCCCGAUAAGUAGUUUCAAGAAAACAUCUUCUUUCCAUCAGACUAACCUAACUGUGGACUAUGGAGCAUGUUUUCAGCUCAUCAAAGAACUGGCCAAGGAGGUGAAGGAUAUCAAUAAGCAUGCUCAGAAGAGAGAGGUGAAAGAAGAGGUAACUGCAUCACUUAGCUUAGAUAGCAGUAGGAGUCUCAUUCUGAAGUGGUCCAAGGAGCUGAACCAACUAACCCGGCAUGUCCAGAAAAGAAAAUUGGAAAAAGCUGAAAACUCCACCACCGAGCAGCAGGAGUCUCAUCCUAAAUUUAUCCAAGGAGUUGAACCAUUCCCAAAGCGAGCCAUGGAAACAGAGGAUGGAAGUUUGGAUGAUUUGAAAGGCACAUGGGAAGAUAGAUGUUUGGAGAAGAAGAUCCUGGACUGGGCAGUAGAGCUGAAGAAUGUCUCAAAGGUGAAUUGUCUGUCAGAUGAAGACAUUGAAAGUCUCCUGCGCCCUAGUGGGAAGGAGUCAAGGCUGGCCAGUGCUCUGCCAUUGUUGGAAUUUGUGGCUUGGUCUCUACUAUCACAUGACUCUGAGGAGGACAUAUCAGUGCUGUGGUUAUCGUCCAAACAGAGGGCAUGCAAGACUGGAAACUCCAUAUAUAUCCCCAAUUCAGCAUGGCAAUGGAUUCUCAGUGUUUCAGUCCCUAUCCGCCUGGACCCCAACACUAGCCACCCUUUGCUGGCUUUCUCAGACGACAAGCUUGAGGUAUCGAGAGGGAGCCAGAGGCCCAAUGUCAUAGACCACCCCUGUCGUUUUAACUCAUGGCACUGCGUGCUUGGUGACAGAUUCUUCACCUCAGGGCAUCACUACUGGGAGGUGGAAGCAACCCCCACAGGGAGCUGGAGAUUGGGAUUAACCACUGUAACUUCCUCCAGGAGGAAUCGGUUUGAGAUAACCCCAGCAAAGGGCUACUGGACACUCUGGGGUUAUUGGACCCAGAGUGGGUCCCGGCAGCUCUUUGCCUGCAAUGACCAACCAAUCAAGCUUCCAAGUGUCAACUGGGUGGGCAUCUAUCUGGAUUACGAAGAGGGCCAGGUGUCUUUCUAUGAUGUAGAGAAGAGGUCUCACAUCUACACCUUCUCUGAUACCUUUAAGGGGGGGGUCGUUCCUGUGUUUGCCUGUCUGGAUGCCUACACAAAGCUCAAAAUUGUGACACCAGAGAGAUUUCAGCCACAUUAGAGACACACAUUAGUACUCCACUAGAUGAAACUCCAUGGGUAAAACCAUAUAGGCCUAGGGUAAAACUACAGUGUAUAAAAAUGUUUGAUUGAUAUAUAUAUAGGGCCAUUUCAUGUUAAAGGACCCAUGAGCACCAACAUGUGAAGUUCAUAGGAACACAAUUUGGUGUCCUAAGAGUCCUAUAUUUUUUUGAAAAUGAAGGCAUAUAUAAAUGUUUUCAACUAUUUUCUAUUCUAAAAUUAGGAAUAAGCAAAAGCUUUGAUUUCUGGUCGAACAGAUGGAAAAGGGGUCCUCCCCUCCACUGGCAGCUAAUAAAUCUGGAAACAAUCUGGACAA
Molecule: messenger RNA, 1923 nt
Organism: Salmo salar (Atlantic salmon)
Lineage: Eukaryota; Metazoa; Chordata; Actinopteri; Salmoniformes; Salmonidae
Molecular function (GO): protein binding
Source: RefSeq, a predicted model, not a curated record